Messenger RNA from Nematolebias whitei (Rio pearlfish), 717 nucleotides. Its product is annotated as carboxypeptidase N catalytic chain. NCBI's taxonomy places the organism in Eukaryota, Metazoa, Chordata, Actinopteri, Cyprinodontiformes, Rivulidae. Gene Ontology annotation, biological process: proteolysis. Gene Ontology annotation, molecular function: zinc ion binding; metallocarboxypeptidase activity. The record is from RefSeq and is a predicted model, not a curated record.
GCAUGCAGGACUUCAACUACCUGUACACAAACUGCUUUGAGAUCACUCUGGAGCUGAGCUGUGACAAGUUUCCUGCAGAAUCCGCUCUGCCCAGGGAAUGGUUCGGCAACCGAGAAGCCCUGGUUUCAUACCUGGAACAGGUGCAUCAUGGGAUAAAAGGCAUGGUGUACGAUGAGAACAACAACCCCAUCAGCAAAGCUGAGAUCUCUGUGGCUGGGAUCAACCAUGAUGUGACGAGCGGGGUGGAUGGAGACUAUUUCAGACUGCUUCUACCCGGCACGUACACGGUAAAGGCCUCUGCUCCGGGAUACCUACCCUCAGUCAACACUGUGACAGUGGGACCAGCUGAGGCCAUACAGCUUCAUUUUUACCUAAAAAAAGCUCCAAAACAAAACCAGAAAGGGAAGCACCACAACGGCAAGAAGAACCUCUCAUCCCACAAGAAUCCACUGAAGCUCGGCCCAAGAUGAGACAUGGACAAUAACGCACACACACACACCCACACACACACACACACACUGAAGGUCUCAGAUAAAACGUACUGUUGAAUCCUGUAAAUGUUCAUAUAUGCCUUUAUAGUCUCGUGUUAAACAACUCUGAUGAUUAUAAAUUGUGCGUCUGAAUUAAAGCCGUGUGUAUUUAUAUAACUGUGUUAUGUACGAACACACAUGACCUGUAUAUGUAAAAGAUCGUUUCCUUUGUUUAAGUGACAACAAA